Molecule: messenger RNA, 3850 nt
Organism: Drosophila busckii
Lineage: Eukaryota; Metazoa; Arthropoda; Insecta; Diptera; Drosophilidae
Gene: Gli
Product: acetylcholinesterase
Exons: 8
Coding region: 171-3029 (952 amino acids)
Cellular component (GO): cell surface; septate junction; tricellular tight junction
Source: RefSeq, a predicted model, not a curated record
AGGAACGGUUGCGCCGGUCGAUAGCUGCGCACGUUCAACGCGAAGGCACACAGAUACAAAGUGAAGUGAAGUGCGCGUGUGUGUGUGUGACAGUUGUUGGUAACACAGCGACGACUCUCAUGAAAGCCAGUUCGGUGUGAGCGCGCGCGUUUAUCUGUUUGCAGUUCAAAAUGACGCACAAAUUUAAAUAUCGUGAUAAACUAAAAUGUCUAAGCGGCUUGCUGUUACUUUUGUUGCUGCCCUCGCUGGCAAAUGCACAAACGCGUGAUCCACGUUUCUAUUCACGUGUCGGCGUUGACUAUCAGUGGCCCAGUCCCGGUGAUCCCGACUACAGAACUUAUACAUUCAACGAUCGGCGCUAUGGACACUAUCAGCCAAAUGGCUAUGGCGCCAAUUAUCCAGGCAGAAAUCCACCUGGACAAUAUCCGCAGGGCAUGCCCAAUGAAGAUCGCUUUCGCUUUGAUCCGAAUGAUCCAAAUGCGCGCACACCCUUUCCAGGCGUCUUGGCGGGCUGGCGAGAGGAUCUGCAGGGCAAGCAGCGACGCGAUUCGUUGACGCUGGAACGGGAUGUGUUUGUGACUACCAACUAUGGUCAGGUGCAGGGCUUCAAGGUGUACAUGUAUGACAAUCCCGAUCCGAAAUCAUUUUACCGGCCCUAUCACUCGACGGUGGAUCGCGUUAUGGGCGAAUGCUCCGUAUUCUUAGGCAUUCCAUAUGCCAUGCCGCCCACAUUCGAAGGACGCUUCAAGCCACCCAGAGUGCAUCGUGGCUGGCAACUGUUGCAAGCAGUGGACUUUGGUCCGGCUUGUCCACAGCCCGUGCGUUAUACGGGCGCUACCAAAGGCGUCAUGGAUAUGGACGAGGACUGUCUAUAUCUUAAUGUGUAUUCACCCAAGACUGGCGCUGGCGUAGCUCAAAAGUAUCCCGUUAUGGUUUACAUACACGGCGGCGAAUUUGUGCGUGGCGCCUCCAACUUGUUCCAGGGCCACAUACUCGCCUCGUUCUACGAUGUGGUAGUGGUGACGCUUAACUAUCGCCUUGGGGCUUUGGGUUUUCUCUCCACUGCGGAUGAGAACUCGCCUGGCAACUACGGCAUACUGGAUCAGGCGAUGGCGCUGAAGUGGGUGCAUGACAACAUUGAGUUCUUCAAUGGCGAUCGCGACUCCAUCACAUUGUUUGGCCCGGGCGCAGGCGCUGCCUCAGCUGGGCUGCUUAUGGUGGCGCCACAGACGCGUCAUAUUGUCAAGCGGGUUAUAGCGCAGUCCGGCUCGCCGCUGGCAGAUUGGGCGCUCAUACAAGACAAGUAUAGAGCGCAGAACACGAGCCGUGUGCUGGGUCAGGUGCUGGGCUGCUCCAUAGACUCAUCUUGGAAGCUUGUCAACUGUUUGCGCACUGGACGCAGCUUCUAUGAGCUGGGCAAUGCAGAGUUCUCGCCGCAGGUGGGCAGCUUUCCCUGGGGCCCGGUGCUGGAUCAUAACUUUACGCUGCCUGGCGAUGAUUGGUACGAGGGCUGGCGCUCCAAGGACUGGCGCUUCCUCAGCCAAACGCCAGAGACUCUUAUACGCGCCGGACGCUUCAAUCGCAACAUACAAUACAUGACGGGAGUGACCACACAGGAGGCGGCGUUCUUUAUUUCCCAAAACGAAUCGCUGGCGCCCUACUAUGAGCUCAACGAGCGUUUCUUUGAGCAAAAGCUGCGUGAGCAUGUCUUCCGCUACAACUACACGCUCAAUCCGAAUGGUGUCUAUGAAGCCAUCAAGUACAUGUACACCUACUGGCCAGAUCCGCACAAUACGACGCUCAUACGCGAGCAGUACAUCAAUUUGCUUAGCGAUCUUUACUAUCGCGCUCCGGUGGAUCAAAUGGUUAAGCUGCUGCUGGAGCAGAAGGUGCCUGUUUAUAUGUAUGUGCUUAACACCACCGUCGAGGCAUUCAACUAUCCACAGUGGCGCAAAUAUCCGCACGAUAUUGAGCAUUAUUUUUUGACUGGCGCGCCCUUUAUGGACACCGAGUUCUUUCCCAAAAAGGAGCAUCUGCAGCGCAACAUGUGGACAGAUAAUGAUCGCAAUAUGAGUCACUUUUUCAUGCAGACCUUUAGCAACUUUGCUAGAUAUGGCAAUCCCACUCCUCAGCAGGUGCUUGGCAUGCACUUUCAGCGUGCUUACAAUGGCGAAAUACGCUACCUCAACAUCAAUACCACCUUCAACUCGUCCAUACUGCUGAACUAUCGCCAAACGGAGAGCGCCUUCUGGACACAGUACCUGCCCACAGUCAUAGGCGUGCUGGUGCCCACAUAUCCGCCUACGACUGAGUACUGGUGGGAGCCCAAGGAACCGCUGCAGAUUGCCUUCUGGAGCAUGUCGGUCGCUUGCUUCUUUCUCAUUGUGCUGGUCGUCAUUUGCUGCAUCAUGUGGCGCAAUGCCAAACGCCAGUCGGAUCGCUUUUAUGACGAGGAUGCUUUUAUCAACGGCGAUGGCUUGGAGCCGGACACAGAUGCGCGUGGUGUGGAUAAUGCGCAUAUGGUGACCAAUCAUCAUGCGCUGCGUUCACGCGACAAUAUCUACGAGUUCAGAGAUUCGCCAUCGAGCAAGACGCUGGCCAGCAAAGCGCAAACGGACACCACAUCGCUGCGUUCUCCCAGCUCGCUGGCCAUGACACAAAAGAGCGGCAGCCAGAAUUCGCUCAAGUCUGGCAUUUCGCUUAAGGAAACCAAUGGCCAUGUGCUGAAGCAGCAGCCGCCACGCUCACAGUCCAAUGGCGCUGUAAGCAAAUCAUCGCUGCCGCCGCCUGUGGAGGAGAAGCGUUUGCUGCAGCCCAUUUCCAGCACGCCCGUGCCGCAACUGCAGUCGGAGCCCACAAAGCGCACGCCCACUGUAUCCGCUAGCGUAGCCAGCAGCAGUCGCAGCACCACGCCCGUGCCCUCGCAGCGCACUACAACAACAACAGUAACUGCUGCCUCGAGUGUGCAGCCCGCAGUGCAGCCAAGACGCACUCAACUGGUGGAAGGCGUGCCACAGACAUCUGUCUAAGUAACCGCUCUCUAAGCGUGGGAUGCGCUUAGAGAGUUAAAUGCAAGCAAACAAUUAGUUAAGGAUCAGCCAGCACUAGCCAGCGUUUUGGCUGGUUGGCAGCUUUUAGUUUUUAGUGUUUGUUUUAUGUUUAGUUUGUAAUUAAUAUUUAUACAGAUCUGUAAGAUCUCUUCACACAUUUUAGUUGUAUUUGUUUUUUUAACGUCGUUUAUUUGUUAAGUUCGAUAAACCCAACGAAUACGAAUCCAUAUCAAUGACAUUCCAUCGCAUAAGCUGCUGCCUUGCAAUCGAAGGAGGCGACGCCUAUGCAUGUAUAUAACAUUCUAUAAUUUAAGACAUUGUUUCUAAAUUUCUAAUUUAUGACAGAAUCGAAAGAACAAACUGUAUUUUAGUUUAAACAUUUUGUAUGCAUUACAAUAUUUAUAAAAUUUUAUUUAAGCUUAUACAUUUUGAUUAUGCUGUACGCUUUUGAUUUUUAAUUAAAAAAUAUAUAAGUGCCUCUGCUAACUCGUCGUCUAGCUUAACAUUAAGUGCCUUAGCAACUAGAUUUUAUAUAUGUUUUAUGUGUCGCAUAUAUAGCACAAACAAUGACCAUACCAAUCAGUGUGAACCGUCCAAUAAUUUUUUAUGUUUUCCAUAUGCAACGUGUAAAUCCAUUUAUUGUAUAUGUAUUGAACACAUUUUGUAUAUAACAACUUAUAUGUGCGAAAACAUAAGAAAUACACUUAGUUUAUAUGUUUAAUCUAAUUCUUCUCAUACGCAUUUUACACGUAAUUUGUAUUUUGUCCAAUCAAAUAUAUGUAACUGUAACUGUAACUGUA